AUGGAGGCAAUGGACCAGCUCUUAGUAGCUUGUCACGCGCAAACUCUGAAUUUGUUUGUCGAGAGCUUCUUGAAAAUGGUACAAAAAUUAUUGGAAUCCACGGAUCCUCAAUUACAAAUCCUUGCAACGCAGUCUUUUGUCAGAUUUGCUAAUAUCGAAGAAGAUACUCCCUCGUAUCACACUCGUUACGACUUCUUUGUGUCAAAAUAUUCGGCAAUGUGUCAUUCUAAUAAUGAUGAUCCUAUUACACGCAAGCAAAUUAGGCUUGCUGGAAUUCAAGGCUUACAGGGCGUUGUGAGAAAAACUCUUUCUGAUGAUUUAGUCGAGAACAUCUGGGAACCUGUACAUAUGGACAAGAUUGUACCAUCAUUACUAUACAACAUGCAAAAUUCAAGAUAUGCUGAUAAGGAAGACACAACACCGGAUAGCCCAACUGAAGAACGAUCGGAUCCACCGCAGUUUGCAGAAACUUGUAUGCGAGAACUGAUUGGACGAGCAUCAUUUGGUCAUAUUAGAUGUGUUAUAAGACCUGUAUUGAG
This is a messenger RNA of Cyphomyrmex costatus, 539 nucleotides long. RefSeq names its product protein EFR3 homolog B-like. NCBI's taxonomy places the organism in Eukaryota, Metazoa, Arthropoda, Insecta, Hymenoptera, Formicidae. Gene Ontology annotation, biological process: protein localization to plasma membrane. The record is from RefSeq and is a predicted model, not a curated record. Gene Ontology annotation, cellular component: plasma membrane. The transcript is spliced from 4 exons. The annotation marks the transcript as partial.